GCCGGUAUGGGGAGGUACACGGAGAGCAAGUUGAUCUGUUUUUCAAUGGUUAUAGAGCUGAAAGGCCCUUGAAGAGCUUGGAGUGCUGGGCGUCAUUGGCAAUCACGGGCGAUAACGAUUCCGAUAAGCUCUAUGGCCAUGAUCAUGAACGUUGUACUCGAAGAAGAUCAGUGCAACAACCAUCGACAUGUCCUGGACUGAGAAGGCAAUCGAGCAACUGGGUCUUAUCCCUCACCCUGAAGGAGGUUACUUCAAAGAAACCGACCGAGCAACGAGCACCAUCUCAGCCCCCGCCUCAUACUCCCAAUCCCCACCGACCCGAAACUUAACAACAACAAUCUUCUACCUCCUCGACUCCCGCUCCCCCAAGGGGCACUUCCAUACCAACAAAUCCCCCACCACCCACUUCCACCACCGCGGUCGUGGGAUCUACGUCCUCAUCCCUAAAGACGGGAGUAGAGACGUGAUUGAGUAUGAGGUGGGCCAGGAGAGUGGGCGGUUGCAGUGGAUUGUUACCGGGGAGUAUUGGAAGGCGAGUUAUUUGCCGGAGGGGGAGGAGGGGUGCUUGAUUAGUGAGGUUGUUGCGCCGGGUUUCGAAUUUGAUGAUCAUGAGUUCAUGAGUAAGGAGGAGUUGGUGAGGCUUGUUGGGGAGGAGAAGGCGAAGAAGUAUGAGUGGUUGUUGAGGAAGGAGGAGCAGAAGGAGUAGGAAAAGAACAACAACAACCAAGUAGAUCCGGCUAUUCACCAAAAGUGAUACAUCCAGGAGGCGAUUGCUCGUCUCGGGAGUUGGUAGUCAUAGCGAAAAAGACAGUAAAUUCGACGGCGCCGAGGCAGCGCAGAUCAAACGCAAUCAAAUCAGAUCAUCCCAUCA
Molecule: messenger RNA, 871 nt
Organism: Saitoella complicata NRRL Y-17804
Lineage: Eukaryota; Fungi; Ascomycota; Saitoellomycetes; Saitoellales; Saitoellaceae
Exons: 3
Coding region: 188-706 (172 amino acids)
Cellular component (GO): intracellular anatomical structure
Source: RefSeq, a predicted model, not a curated record